Molecule: messenger RNA, 7458 nt
Organism: Harpegnathos saltator (Jerdon's jumping ant)
Lineage: Eukaryota; Metazoa; Arthropoda; Insecta; Hymenoptera; Formicidae
Exons: 2
Coding region: 1126-3585 (819 amino acids)
Source: RefSeq, a predicted model, not a curated record
UUCGUCGUUCCGCCGGCGUGGUCCGCUCGGCCGGAGCAGCGAUUCGCGCGCGAGCGCGAGCGCGAGCGCGACCGGGAGCAGCGCGACUCGUGAAAGUGCACGACGGUGGCUCGUCGGCCACGAGGACACAUCGAUCGAGGCAGCAGACGUCGAUCUGUCAGUCGAACAGGUGCGAGCCGCGACGCAACGAAAACAGUCGCUGGAACGAGAAGAGAGGACAAGACUUGUGAAGUGUGCGAGCGAACGGUUUCGUUGUUUCAUCGAAUAUUGACUUUGGAUAAGGAGAGACGGACGAGAUACACGUUGUGUACAUAAGCACAUUGAAACGUAAACGAAUCGAACGGAUGUGCGAUAGUGCAAUCGAAACGGAAAUAAUUUUGGGAAUACGCGCGUGAACGGAUCGUCGGCCGUUUUGACAGACUGAAGAGAGAAAGUGACGUUCGACAUUUCGAGUGAGAUCGCUCUGAAGACAGAACGAAGAGAGAGAGAGAGAGAGAGAGAGAGAAAGAGAAAGAGAAAGAGAGAGAGAGAGAGAGAGAGAGAGAGAGAGAGAGAGAGAGAGGAGAAAAAAGAGAGAAAGACGGGUGGUCCUCGAAACUGGUCCCAGCGACACGUGACACUACCGAAGCCUGUGCAAUCGUGAAGGAAGACUUUGUGCGCGAGUGUGAUACAUUCGAGCGCUUCCUCGCUCUUCUUCAGUUAUUCCGUGAGAAAGUGCGGGUCCAGCAGGAGUCGCAGGAGCAGGAACACGCGGUGCGUGAUUAUUAAUUGACGAUCAGGCUGCGAGGGAGGCGAGCCAGGGAGGAGAGAAAUUUCGCAACGUGACGACGCAUGAGGGGAGAGAGGAAGGAGAGAAGGCCGUGUAAACACGCGCACGCGGGAAGAGACGCGAUAAAUUGAUACCGUUUUAUCGGAUAUCAGCGAGAGAAAACGAGACGGAGACGGACUGAAGAGGAGAGAAAGAGAGACAGAGAGAGGGAGCAACGGGCCUUGCUUCCCGGGCGAUCCGAACGUGACUGAACCGAUGCAUCUAAGGAGCAGGUGACGGGCGGAAUUCAGACGAGCGUCCCUGAGAUACUUCGAACGCACUCCGUGAAGAAGCCUGAUCGCGGCAACACGAGAAAGAUGCCGAGCCAACGACGAAGACAUUCUCGCUGGAGAAUACUGCUGGUGCUGCUGGUGUUCGUCGGACUGAUCCGUCACAGCGAACUCACGUCUGCCGGCAUACCCGAGUCGUCGUCGUUGACCUCAGCGCCCGUCGCCAGGAAGAAAUCCCAGGACUUCAGCUCUCUGGGUGACUUCUCCUGGCAAGCGUGGUUCAUGGUGGACACGCAGGCCGGCGCCCAGCCUGGCGCGGACUCCGCGACUCUGCUGCGGAGGAUCACGCCGAAGAGCGUCUUCAUCGCACCUGCUCUGCCAGCGUGCGCCGAAGGUUACGAGGAAGACGCGAUGGACAGGUGCGUGAAGCACGUGGACAUAGACCAGAACGCGCAUUUCAGCUUCCUCCUGCAACGUCUCAACACAAUGUACGCUAAUCGGAAGAGCAGCCCGCAGAACAAGCAGCCGACCGGUCCUCUGCAGGUGAACAUCCCGCUGAUGGCCAGCGUCAAUUCCGAACCGAAGAAGCCCGAGGCCGUGGAAACGCUGUUGAUAAACGACCCUCUCGCGGCGGUGAUGGGCGAGGUUGACAUAGCGGACGACAAGAAGACAAAGCACGAGGCGGUAGCAACCGCGUACGAGGUGAAGAACGAGACGACGUUGGGCGACAAGGAGAAGAAGCAGAACACGUCUUUUCACGAGAGUUCCAGUCUAGGCAACAUCGAACAGGUUGAGCGUAAGCCCGACGCGGCGGUACCAGUGGCUGAAUUUGCCGAAGAAACCAACGACACCAGCUUCUUGGGGGUGGUGGACUACAAGAUCCCGGCGGACUUGAAGAUCUUGUUGAACGUAUCGGGCGCGAAGGGAUCCAACGCGAGCGAUACCGCCAGCGAAGAUGCUCCGACUACGGACAAGCGCGUCAACCCCACCGAGAUGUCGCCCUUGAUGCUACUGUUGUCUACGCUAAUACCGAGCACGACUCCUGAGCCGAAAACAGACGACCUGCCGUCGACGGAGAACAACACCGUCAACCACACGAUUGGACUAACGUCCAACUAUACUUCACAUGUCCCUGAUACGAAGGAGGAAAUCGCCGAGGACAACAAGUCAGGUUCCUAUGAGCUUCCAGCAGCGUGGUCAUCGGAAGCCGAUGACAAGAGUCGAGACAACGAGACGCGCGCAGAGGAUCAGCCGAAGAUACUACCCGAAGGUCCCAGGCUGGACGAGUUGCACGAGGCCGACUUCAUCUACGACGACGAGGCGGAAGACGACGAGUACGUGUACAGCACGGACACGCCAGACGAGGAGUCCACCGAGACAGAAGAGAUCCUGAAGCACGGCGAGGCCGGCAUGACGAUCCCCACGCGAAGCCCCGAUCGAGCGUAUCGUGAGCAUCAGCGACUGCGGCUGCAGAAUCAAACCGGGGACCGGAAGAAGACGGCCGGCCCACGCGACCAGGUCGUGAUCCGCUUCAACGACUCCACGCCCACUGACAAGGACGAGGCGGGCAGCAACAUCUCCAGCGAGGUCAGCAUCGACGGUGACCUGAUUCUGGAGACGACUCUGUUGGACGUGAACACCGAGAGGUUACUGGCCACCAGUACCCAGUCGUCGGACGCGAGCGACCAAAUCACGACGAAGAGCAAUGACGGCGAUGACCCCAGGCAACAAUAUGACCAAGAUCAGCACACCAUCGCGCCAGAGCUCGUGCUUUCGUCCAAAGACGGCAACCAGGUGGGCGCACACUCAGAGGACGACAGGCAAGACGCAACGCUGGAAUCCGCCCUGUUCUCGUCAGAAUCGUUGUUGUACGACCCUCCCGAAGAAGACCAUAUAACCGAGAUCCACGCGAUCGACGAGGACCGGCUGGACGUGGCGGAGGAGAGCACAGCGAAGGUCGACUCCAAGGAGCUCGGCACGACGCCGCGAAACGCCUACUCGGACAGCUCGGUGCGAUUCCCAAUAAACCACGAGCUGGUCGAAGGUCGUGUGAGGUUCCCCGAUGCUGUGAGGCAGCAGCAGCAGCAGCAGACUUACGUGAGAUUCCCCGGCAGUGAAGCCAACAGCAUACACAGCGCGAACUACAAGCAUCAACACACGCAUGAGACGCCGGGCGACGGCGCCUACGGCGGCAGCAGCACGAAGAGCAGCGUGCCCACACGCCAGAAACCAGUUUACCAUCUGACGGCGCCGAGCUGGAAGCCGGACCGGCAGCAGGACGAGCGCGAGCCGGCGGCCGCCCAGAGGCAGAAGCAGGCCUUGCCGCCGCUGCUUCGUCUCUGGAGCAAGAUGCCGCUGAUCAGGGACCCCUCUCUUCCCUCUAUCUUCCCCAUCGAUCAGUACCAGACGAAUCGCUCGGAGGACGACGAUUCGCUCGAGGGGGGACCAUCGGCCGAACAUCGCCGCCGGAGCUCUUCGCUGUCGAGGAGCCAGCGCGUCGACAAGGCGGCCGCGCGGGUACACCGAAGAACGUCAAUUAGCGGCUAAGCGCAGCCCAGCCUGGACACUGACUCUUCGCGUCUUCUACGUCGCUUUGCUCGGGAAGGUCCGGUGACCGUUCGGAACUGUGUGCCAAAUGAAUGCGGGGAGAGAGAGGGGCGGAGAGAAAGGGAGAGAGGAGAGUUUCGGCAGGGUGAAUCUCGAAAGGACGAAGGGACCGAGAGGACGCUCCUGCGCGGCGACUCGGCCAGACGGGAGACGCGGCUUCCUCGAGCGCGCCGAUUUUUUCGACGGGAACCGCGUGAAUCGGUGCUACGCGCGUAAUCGCGUAGUAUUGCGUGUCUAGCGAGCGCGUUGCGUAUCGCCUGGAAAUCACGACAAUCUCCGAGGGAGCGAGCGCGGAACGGUACCCUUCCUGGAAUUGUCGGCCAAGCGCUUACAGGCCAGAAGGAGCGUGCUAACGGGGACGUUUUAAUAGCAACGGUCACGUCUUGCAAGAAUCGGUCAUAUCGAGACGCGAAUCCAGAAUGAAAUCUCUCUAUAUAUCUCUCUCUCUCUCUCUCUUUCUCUCUGUCCCUCUCCCCCUCUCUCUCUUCGCUUCCCUCCGACGAGUCUCAGUAUCCGUUCCAGUGCUGCCGUUUCCGGCUGUCUCCCCCUCGCGUAGGAACGCACCCCGAUAACCGUGCGAUCGAUAGUGCUAAGCGUGUUAAACGAGGAGAAAGUAAGAGGAAAGCGGCGGAAAGAGAUUUGCGCAAUAAAGUUGACGAUGACGAUGUCGACGUCGACGACGAAAUUCGCGGCGGAAAGAUCGAUUCUCUACGGAAGCCUCGACGAGAGUUACCUCGCAUUUCAACAAAGGUGCUGAUCAGUCGCCAUCGAGCAUCGGGGUGUCCGGUCGUGUCGAGCGACAGGAAGACACGGAAAUGUGCGAAUUUCGACGCACAUCGAAGCGUCGGAACGGCGAGGUCGGCCUCGAAGAGCGCGUCGAGGCUUCGCUCGCGUCGCGAGUCUCAUUAACCGAGCUGACACUUACGAAACGAAGCGAGCGAAACGCAGAGGUGGUAACGUCUCUUACGGUCGUAACGGUAUGCGCUGAAGUAGAUUCAAAGUGACACUGCUCAGCAAGAAGGAGAGAAGGAACGAUCGGAUUUUCCUCGAGUAUUCUCGCGAGUAAGUUUUCACGUGUAAAACCGAGAUCGGCAACGAUCUCCCCAGAUCCUCGUCGCACAUUCGACUCCGCAAAACGCGGCUUCCAAGCUCCACAGUUUUAUCUCGUCGACUGCCAAAUGUUAUAUUUUGCACCACUUCUUAAUAAAAAUUCUACCCGAUUCAUCGUACUUUGCUAUCACACGGUCAUUAACACGCCAUUAAUACGUCAUUAAUAAUCUAAUGCCGACCUAUCAUUAUAUUCUCUAAUAAAGUAAAAAGAAAAAAAAAGAAAUGCGUUUACAAUAUACGACGAAACAAUCGCAUUCAAGGUGUGCGAUAAGAGUGUGGAAAAUAAUAAUAAUAAUAAUAAUAAUAACAAUAAUAAUAAUAACAAUAAAAGUCUCGCGUGCGAGGAGUAUGAUAAUCAGCGGUCAAUUCCAUCGCGCGUCAAAAAGAAGUCAUUAAUUCCGUUAAGUUUCGCGGACGGGAGGCGGAGAGGGAGGAGGAGGAGGAGGAGGGAUUGAGGAGACGCGAGUUCUCAGCCUAUUGUUGAAUGCGCACUCGGCUCUCAAUGCGGCUCGCGUGCUUGUUUAUCAGCGCGGUUCGGGACACGCAGAAUGAGAGAACUCAACUUCCGGGAACUGAUGGAGAGAACAAGUUCUCUCCGCGUCGGGCGACGAGAAAGAAAACAGGUGUCCGAGCCGCAUCGAAAGCAAGUGCGCCGCGCGGAUGAAAUUGAGAACGCGCGUCCGCGCUUAUUGAGCGCGCGAGCGUUAACGCUAGUUUCGAGAUAACGAUGUAUGAGCGGCGUUUACGAGCUCGCGAGCGAUAUGCCGAGCUACUUCUACAUGGAGGUGUUAUCGCAGCAGACUGAUUUCUUUAGCGUUAUUAUAGAGUAGUAAGUCACGAUUUCCGGUCGUACGAAAAAUCCCGAGAGAGUUCGUGUCGCCUUGCUAUCGGCGGCGACGGGGACUUGCGCACCGAGAGAGAGAGAGAGAGAGAGAGAGAGAGAGAGAGAGAGAACACGUCCGAAAAAAGGAGCGAACGUUUCUUCGGCGCUGAUAACGUGCUCGCUCAAACCCGAAAUCUCUCACUUGAACAAAUUCUUUUAUCGACGUAAAUAAUCGCCAGGAUAUAGCAAUUGUGAAAAAUCGAAGAAAAGCAAAUUUGUUUCUCGGCACAAAAACACACAUGUUCUGACAGAAAAACGGGCACGUUAGUAGCCCGCUGAAUAGAAACGUUCGUCUCCCAGAACUGUUUUCUCCCGUUGCGCACGUAAUCGCAACAACGUCAGCUUCCGCGCGAGGAGUCACCGCGUCGAGGACUCGCGGGACGCGAGAGAGAUGCGAAAGAGCAGCUUCGGCUGCACGCACGCACGCACGCACGCACGCACGCACGCGUCCCGGUCGCGACGGCAGGAGACACGAGGUGUCCGAGGAAAGGACUCAAAAUUGACUCGCCAACUAACGCGCAACUUCGACGUCUUGGACUCUUCUCGCGCCGCGGAUAGACACUUGCAUUACGUAGCCCGCGACACAGCGUAGUUUAAGUGUUUUUCGGUGUGAACUAAUCGAUGGUUGUUUCAUGUCUCGAAGCCCCGAAGACGGAACUCGAGCUAGCCGUAUCGAAAUCGCUAAUCCUCGAGAGUCGAAAAGUCUCGACGACCCCGCGGCCGCCAUUCGCUCGUCCUCUUCACCGAUCCGUUCACAUGAGACGACCGCACUCCGGUGGUAACGUCUGUUCGACACCGACGCGCUGCUGUAACGACAGUUUCGUGGACACGGCAGAACCGUGUCCACGACACUCAUUGAAUUUUGCAUCGAUUGCCCUUCGAUUACUGAGAAUCAAUCAAGGCAACGAGAGCCGCGCAAGGACGUUGGCAGCGAAUGAUCUCUCCUCACGAGAGAAUAAACAAUACAUACGAGGACAUUGCCCACCUCUUAAAGAAAAAGAAAAAGGAAUGUAUCGGAAUUAAAUUUUGGGACAAUUUCUCGGAAAAUUAUAAUCUGGAAAAAAGUCGUAAAGUUACAAUUUUCCGAGGUACAAUUUUAUCGAAAUGUUAGAAUUGUCUCGCACAGCUGGAAGCGUCGAUAUCUGUUCACUCGAGUGCAGCAAAAAUGCACUUGUGUGCGUAUGCGCUGUUUGCGGAGUGAUAGCCGCUAGCCGGAACAAUUGUACACUUCGGGAAAAUUGCAUUUCGGGCUAUCGUCUCGAUGUUGAGAUUUUAGCGUUAUGACUUUUCGGGAGAAAUUGUCCCGAUUGAUCGUCGUCUUGAUCGAUUCUCGAUUCUCGAUUCUCGAUGACCGAUGCUCAGUGAUUCCCGUCGAUUCUCCCGGCGAGGCCAGCACGUGCAACGAGCGGCGAAAGUCUUGAUCCUUGGUGGCACAUCGGAUGUCACCCCCUGCACCGCGGCGGGCAUCGAAGCGUUUCGAAAUGUCCACCCCCCCUGUUUUCGAUUUUGUUACACUGCGCGACACAACGAAGCGGAAAGUUAUACGAUAAUUGACACUGUGCGGCCAGUAACUCUACUGCUCUACGUGCGUUUCUCAAUGUGGUGUGUAAUGUCUCUCGUAUACUGAAUGUUGAUUCGUGUACAUAUUAAUUUUAUUACGGAGAAUUGUAUAUAUACAUAGCAUAUGAAACAUAAGCAUAUAAUAUAUGAGGAGAGUGUAAGCGUUAACACACACAACAGCGUCGCGAUGCGUAUUAAUCAUGUGACUGUAUCAAAUCUCAUUGUAUUAUUUAUAGCGAAAUAUAUCGAUGUAUAUUGCA